GAGUUGGCCUACUAAAAUUAUCAGGAGUUGGAGUUAAGUGUUUUUUUACUGACUCCACAGCCCUGAUCAAAAUAAUAUCUCUAUAAUAAAUGUGUAAGAUUUUAUUAUUAGAUAUAACUUAUAAAAUUUUAAUUAUGUUGUUCCAUCAGUUUUUGCAGCUCAUCCAUAUUUUAUCAGUUCAGUGUACAGUUGAUAUAUUUUUUAUUGAUUGGGAAAGACCUCAAGUGCAUGGUUUAACAACAAAACUAACAUCUCCAAAAUCAAAUGAAAGAAGUACUGGAGAAGUCAGUGCUGCAUUAAAUACAAAAAAAGAUAAAAUAAACGGUGAAAAAAAUUUGGACUCACCAGCUGUUAGUAUUUGGAGAACUUAUUUUGUUGCCAAAGAAUGGUGUGAAAUACAGUGCCUAAGAAGAGUCCAGUUGGGUUUUCAUCUUAUGGCUGUUUUAUUUUUUCUUAAGGGAAUUGGUUUUGAAAACUUUGCACAUGCUGAUCCUUUGACCAAUUUCUCAUCAGAAAAUGUACAUAUCAAUGUUCCAUACAGUUUUAUAUGCAGAUUCUCGGUGGGAUCGUGUACUUAUAUCAUUUUGGCAACAGUUCAGAUUUUCUUACGUAAAUUGAUAUAUGAACGUUUUUUUCAAGAUAAACUCCAAGAAUUUGUUGACCUUUGCUCAGUUAGUAAUAUCAGUGUCUUUGUUAUGUCAGCAAGGCAGUUUGGUUACUAUAUUCAUGGCCAUUCUGCCCAUGGUCGAGCAGAUGUUAACAUGAGAGAAAUGCAUGAUCUUUUGAGAAGAGAAGAGGUAUGUACUCACUUCAAAAUUAUAUUAUGACAAUUAUUGUUUAAGUUUUAACUUCUUAUAACAUCAGC
Centruroides sculpturatus (bark scorpion) is the source of this 865-nucleotide messenger RNA. Its product is annotated as meckelin-like. The record is from RefSeq and is a predicted model, not a curated record. The coding region runs from base 90 to 827 and encodes 245 amino acids. NCBI's taxonomy places the organism in Eukaryota, Metazoa, Arthropoda, Arachnida, Scorpiones, Buthidae. Gene Ontology annotation, biological process: cilium assembly. Gene Ontology annotation, cellular component: ciliary transition zone; MKS complex. The transcript has 4 exons.